UGCCGGCGGCGGCUGCAGAACUGCCUGUACAACGUGCUGGAGCGGCCCCGCGGGGGGGCCUUCGUGUACCACGCCUUCAUCUUCCUCCUCGUCUUCAGCUGCCUGGUGCUCUCCGUCUUCUCCACCAUCCAGGAGCACCAGAAGCUGGCCAACGAGUGCCUCUUCAUUCUGGAGUUUGUCAUGAUCGUGGUGUUCGGCAUGGAGUACGUCGUCCGCGUCUGGGCGGCCGGCUGCUGCUGCCGCUACCGGGGCUGGAGGGGACGGCUCCGCUUUGCCCGGAAACCCUUCUGCGUGAUAGAUUUCAUCGUCUUCAUCGCCUCGGUGGCCGUCAUCGCCGCCGGCACCCAGGGCAACAUCUUCGCCACCUCGGCGCUGCGCAGCAUGCGCUUCCUGCAGAUCCUGCGCAUGGUGCGCAUGGACCGCCGCGGCGGCACCUGGAAGCUGCUGGGCUCCGUCGUCUACGCCCACAGCAAGGAGCUGAUCACCGCCUGGUACAUCGGCUUCCUGGUGCUCAUCUUCGCCUCCUUCCUCGUCUACCUGGCCGAGAAGGACGCCAACGCGCAGUUCGCCACCUACGCCGACUCCCUCUGGUGGGGCACGGUCACGCUCACCACCAUCGGCUACGGGGACAAGACGCCGCAAACGUGGCUGGGGCGGAUGCUGGCGGCCGGCUUCGCCCUGCUCGGCAUCUCCUUCUUCGCGCUGCCCGCCGGUAUCCUGGGCUCUGGCUUUGCCCUCAAGGUGCAGGAGCAGCAUCGGCAGAAGCACUUUGAGAAGAGGCGGACGCCUGCAGCAAAUCUCAUCCAGGCUGCGUGGCGGCUGUACUCGACGGACGCCAGCCGAGCGUACCUGAUGGCCACCUGGUGCUACUACGACAGCCUCCUGCCCUCCUUCAGAGAGCUGGUCCUAAUGUUUGAGCAUUUGCACCGAGCCCGCAACGGAGGAUUUAGGAAUUCAGAGGUGAAAAAAUGGCCCGACGGAGCCCCACCGCCGCCUUAUCAGUCCUUCACCUCUGGCCAGAAAAGCGCCGUCCCCGCGGCUUGUUCAGGGGAAAGCACCAAGAUGGGCAUCAAGGACCGCAUCCGGCUGGGCCCCCCGGGCAGCCGGGGCCGGCAGCACCUGGGCCCCCCCCUGCAGCGCUCCCCCAGCCCCGAGGACAUCCCCGAGGCCUCGAGCCCCAGCAAGGUGCACAAGAGCUGGAGCUUCAACGACCGCACGCGCUUCCGCGCCUCCCUCAGGCUCAAGCCGCGGCCCCCGGCCGAGGGUGACUGCCCGCCGGAGGACAGCGGCGAGGAGAAGAGCCCCCCCUGCGACCUGACCUUCGAGGACAUCAUGCCGGCGGUGAAGAGCCUGAUCAGGGCUGUCCGGAUCCUGAAGUUCCUGGUGGCCAAGAGGAAGUUCAAGGAGACCCUGCGGCCCUACGACGUUAAGGAUGUCAUCGAGCAGUACUCGGCCGGGCACCUGGACAUGCUGGGCAGGAUCAAGAGCCUGCAGACGCGCGUGGACCAGAUCGUGGGCAGGGGGGGCCCCGCUGCGGACAAGAAGAUGCGGGAGAAGGGGGAGAAAGCGGCGCCAGAGCCGGAGCCGGUGGACGAGCUGAGCAUGAUGGGGCGCGUGGCCAAGGUGGAGAGGCAGGUGCAGUCCAUCGAGCACAAGCUGGACCUGCUGCUCGGCCUCUACUCGCAGUGCCUGCGCAAGGGCUGCACCAACUCCUUCAGCCUGGGCGCCGUGCGGGUGCCCCCCGGCGAGCCCGACAUCACCUCCGACUACCACAGCCCCGUGGAGCACGAGGACAUCUCGGCCUCCGCCCAGACGCUGAACAUCUCCCGCUCGGCCAGCGCCAACAUGGACUGA
This is a messenger RNA of Cygnus atratus (black swan), 1854 nucleotides long. RefSeq names its product potassium voltage-gated channel subfamily Q member 4 (gene KCNQ4). Gene Ontology annotation, molecular function: voltage-gated potassium channel activity. Gene Ontology annotation, biological process: transmembrane transport; potassium ion transport. Lineage: Eukaryota; Metazoa; Chordata; Aves; Anseriformes; Anatidae. The annotation marks the transcript as partial. The transcript is spliced from 14 exons. Gene Ontology annotation, cellular component: membrane. The record is from RefSeq and is a predicted model, not a curated record.